This is a messenger RNA of Vitrella brassicaformis, 2411 nucleotides long. NCBI's taxonomy places the organism in Eukaryota, Vitrellaceae. The record is from the annotation of a GenBank genome assembly.
CGGAAAAUUGCCCGUACUCGUCAUCCCUUGACGCCGCUAUGAGCUGAUUCCGCCUCGGCAGGCCAGAUCUAUCGGCUCUUCGGCUGCGCGUCGGUGUGCACCCGGCCCGGAAGCGCAUCAUGGCUGACAACGAGGAGAUGGCGACGGAGGAAUCCGCCCCUGCUGCUGCUGCUGUGGCUCCCUCGCUGCCCCUGUGUGAGCUGGAGGCCGCCCUGGGUGUCGAUGUGCAGGGCAUGACCAAGCAGGCCUGCGAUAGACUCAAAAUGCGACGUAAGUGAAGUGAAGUGGGCGGGAAUGGCAUGGCGCAGAUCUGAAUGAGGUGAAGAUGGUCUGUGGUGGAUGGGGUGAUUCCGGUGUGUGUGUGUGCAGUGGGAGUGGUGAUGGAUGAGUUUGACCGGCACAUUGGCAAGUAUGUCAAGAGUAUGCCGCCUGAGGAGCUCAAGAAGGUACGUACACACAUUGGUGGCAUCGAUGGGAUGGAUGGAUGGAUUUUGUGAUUGGCGCAUGCAGCGUUGUGCGGCCAUCCGGGCGUUCCUCCAGGACCACCUUGACGCCUCCCUCACCCUGUUCAAGGUAUGUAUGUGCACUGGACUGGAGUCCAUCGCUCCCAUCGAUCCACUUGUGUGUGGAUGUGUGUGUGAGUGCUGGCUGCAGAAGCAUCUGUUUGAGCACAUCCUGCAGUACCCCCUGCACCUCCCAGCAGCCAUGCAGAAGCACGACGCACGGCCCGGCGUCCACGGUGACCAUGACCCGCCUCCCACACUCGUGUAUCGCCCGGGCAUCGCCGACGAAGGACACCACCACCACCACCACCAGCAGCUGCAGGAGGGGAACGGCAACGGGAAUGGUGAGAAUGGGAGCGGGAGUCGCUCGGGGCGGACGUCUGGUAGUCAGAGUGUGGGCGCACGGCUCAUCGUGGCCUUAGACAAGGUACGCAGGGGGCGGUGGGUGGUGGUCGAUGCGUGGAUUAGUCGCUCUCUCUCUCUCUCUGUGUGUGUGUGUGUGCGUGCGUGCGUGUGGACAGGAGGUGGUGGCUAUGGUUGAGAGGGAUGGGUUUGACGAGGUCACCAAGACCGUCAAAAAACAAGUCAAACAGGAAAUGGACACACACAACAAGGUAGGGUACCCACCACAACCACACACACCCGCACACACAUGGAGGUCACCUCAUAGGACCACCACACUUGCUUCCGACCCCCCGCCCUGUGUCUGUCAGCUGUCGAGUGAGUUGCGUCGAAAGGAGUGUGCCUUGGCGGCUUACAAGGCCACCGAUAGCAGCCGCAAGGACAUGCUGGAGCAGCUCAAUAGCAUCACAGAGUACCUGCAGACACGUAAGCACCGAAUGAUAGAUGUGAUUGGGGAUGGAUGGAUGGAUGGAUGCCGGCACCCUUAAGCAUAUGUCAUCCCUGUGUGUGUGCCAGAUGAUAUGGGAGAUGGUGGUGGUGAUGGUGAUGGUGGUGGUGGUGGUGAGGGCGCCAUGCCCAUGGCCCUGCUGCAGCAGCUGCAAAAGGCCACAGAGAAAAUAGUACCCACACACCACCUAAACAUCUGGGGCUCCGACGCAUACACACGUACUGCACUCAAAAUUCCCUUCUCUGUUAGGGUGAGGAGUUGCGUCUGAUCCGUGCGGGCCAGGCGGACCAGGAGCUGUUCAACCAGCAGCUCGACGCCACACAGGCCGCACUCGUACAAAACAUACAUAAGAACACACACACACACAUGCACACGAGAUGCGUGUGUGUGUGUCUGUCUGUCUGUGUGUCUGCCGUGCAGGGCAGCGAGUCGAAUGUGCUGCGAUCGCUGGUGCAGCAGCUCCAACUGGACCUAGACACAGACACCGAGGGUGAGCGAGAUGACAUGCAUGUGGCAGAGGGGGAGGGGAUGGGCGGGUCGGACACACCACCGCCAGCAGUACCAGCCGCUGCUGCAGCAGCAGCAGCAGCGGCUGGCGAGGAGCGUGUGUCGCCCAACAAGUACGGCAAGCGCCUGACGGAGCCCCCCGACCAGAACCAGCAGCAGGGCGGGCAAGGUAGGUACUGUAUUGCAUUCACGGCCAUGCCAUGGGCUGCAUAUGCAUGUGUGUGUGUGCUGUUGGUCAGAUGAGUGCGGGGAAGGUGAUCCCAAGUCGGCGCGCAAGACCGUCCCCGCUAUGCAGUAGACAGACAGAUAGACAGAUAGACUGACGGGGUGGGGUGGGGUGGGUGCGUCGAGAGUGACUGACUGACUGACUUGAUGAAUGGAAUGGAUGGGACUCUGUGCUGUGGGACGCACGGACAUGUAAUGAUGAUUCAACCAGCGAAUGUCUGUCACACAAUACCCAUGUCUGUCUGUCUGUCUGUCUGUCGGAUAGAAAGACUUUGUCCGUAGACUCGUCCAUCGAUGAUCGAUCGGUCAAGGAAAGGACCCCUCCC